This is a messenger RNA of Aegilops tauschii subsp. strangulata, 1802 nucleotides long. RefSeq names its product glucan endo-1,3-beta-glucosidase 10. NCBI's taxonomy places the organism in Eukaryota, Viridiplantae, Streptophyta, Magnoliopsida, Poales, Poaceae. Gene Ontology annotation, biological process: carbohydrate metabolic process. The record is from RefSeq and is a predicted model, not a curated record. Gene Ontology annotation, molecular function: hydrolase activity, hydrolyzing O-glycosyl compounds.
CUUCCCCCACACCCACCUCCAAUCACUCUCCCCCGCCCCAAAACCUUCGUCCGUGCAAAUCUCACCUCGCUCUCCUCCCUCCCUCCGUCCCGCUCCACUCCUCCAAUAAUGCCGCUCCGCGACGGCUGCCGGCGGCAGCUCCAGCGCGCCCGCGGCCUCUGUCUUGCCGCGGCGCUGUGCGUGCUCGCGCUCGCGCUCGUGUCGGACGCCUCGCCGACACCGGUGUCGCUGCUGGGCAUCAACUACGGCCGCGUGGGGAACAACCUGCCGCCGCCGCAGGCCGCCCUGCCCCUGCUCCAGGGCCUCGGCAUUGCCCGCGUGCGGCUCUACGACCCCGAGCCCGGCGUGCUGCGCGCCUUCGCCAAGACCGGGAUCGAGCUCUACGUCGGCGUGCCCGACCAGUGCCUCGCCGCGGUCGCCGAGCCAGCCGGCGCCACGUCCUGGCUCAAGGACAGCAUCCUGCGCUACCUGCCCGACACCAAGAUCGUCGCGCUCACCGUGGGCAACGAGGUGCUCACGGGCAACGACACCGCGCUCACCCGCAACCUGCUCCCGGCCAUGGAGUCCCUCCACGGCGCGCUCGCCGCGGCCAACCUCGACAAGCAGAUCGCCGUGACGACCGCGCACAACCUCGGCGUCCUCGGGACGUCCUACCCGCCCUCCGCGGGGGCCUUCCGGAAGGACCUGCUCCAGUACCUCUGCCCCAUCCUCGACUUCCACGCCAAGACCGGCUCGCCGUUCCUGGUGAACGCCUACCCCUACUUCGCCUACUCCGACGACCCCAAGGGCAUCCACCUGGACUACGCUCUUCUCGAGCCGAGCAACCCCGGCGUCCCGGACGCCAACACCGGGCUGCACUAUCCCAACCUCCUCGUGGCGCAGGUCGACGCCGCGUACCACGCCAUCUCGGCGGCGAACAGCGCGGCGGCGCGGGUGGUCGAGAUACGGAUCUCCGAGACGGGGUGGCCUUCCGCAGGGGACGCGAACGAGAAGGCCGCGACGCCGGAGAGCGCGGCCCGGUACAACAGCAACGUGAUGCGGCUGGUGGCGGAGUGGAAGGGCACGCCGCUCAAGCCCAACGUGCCGCUGCGCGUCUACGUGUUCGCGCUGUUCAACGAGAACAUGAAGCCCGGGCCGGCGUCCGAGCGCAACUACGGCCUGUUCAAGCCCGACAGCACGCCGGUGUACCCGCUCACGUACAAGCCUGCGCACGGCGACUUCACCCCCGGCGGCAACAGCACCGGCGGAGACAACGACUACUACGACAUCUCGGCCGCGUCGCGGGAGCCCACGGGUCGGCGGUGGACAUGGGCGCAAGCUGCUGUGGCAGGAGGUGCUGCUGCCGCCCUCAUGGUUGCAGCCUGAGGUACCGAGAUCAUCAUGGGGUGUGGUGCGUCACUCUCGCCUUGAUGGCUGAGAUUCAGGGGUAGGUGGAUAGGACGGGAUGGAACUGUCUGCUCUGGAGCAAUGGUGUUGAUGAUGAUCCUGAUCCUCUGCACGGCGCUCCUUUGCUGUUGUGGUUGCUGAAGGUUGAGACCGAGAUGUGGAUCUGGGUAAGCUGAUGAAACGAUUAAUUUGAUGGCAUCGAAGCUAUGUAUUUCAUCUUGGUGCCUUAAAAACCGCUGAUCGUUGGGACUAAAAUAGACCCAAAUCAGUCGGUUUUAAUUGCCUUUUAAUAGAAAUGUUCUCUUGAGUAGUACCCCAGUACUGCUACCUACAAAUAUACAUGAGGUGCAAAAGCUGAAGCCCAGUAUCCCUUUCCAAAUAAUGAAAAUAAAUGAAGUUACUCAAUUUCAUCUGAA